AUGAUUGAUGAUUCACAAUAAAUUAUAAAGGAAAUGAUAUAAAGUAAUUCGAUACAGCAAUUAAUGGAAUUUAUGAACAAAAUGAAACCAAAUAUUUUGAAUUUAGAUUGUGGAAAAAAAUAAACAAGUAAUAGUUGAAAUAUUAUAUAGUUCUACAUAUUGCUGUUUAGAGAAAUGAGUACUCAUUCCUGAAAUAUCUUGAGCAAUACUCAAAUGAUAAUUAUAAAGAGAAUGAGAUUAGAAAAUUAGUUAAUACAUAUAAUAUAGAAAUUUUCACAGCCCUUCAUAUAGCAUCCUAUAAUGGAAAUGUGGUAAGUUUGAUUGCAUUUAUAUCAGGAAGCAGUUAAGAUUCUACUAAAUAUGGGUGCUGAUUCUAGUCUUAAAAGUGGGUCCGGUUUAUUACCUAUACAUGCAGCUGCAUAAGGGGACUAACCUUAUAUGGUGGUAUGAUUAAAUGUUUAUAUAUAAGUGGUAUUGGCUGUAAUAAGGUAUUUCAAUAAAUGUGUAAGAUGAUGCUGGAAAUACUUGUUUACAUUGGGCAGCAUAUUAAAAGUAAAGUAUUAUUUUACAUACUUUUAGUUGUGAAUUAACUGUAAGCUAUUUAAUCUCAUUUGGGUGCAAUAUAGAUUUUAGAAAUAAUGCACAAUAAACAGCUUUACAUAUUGGGGCAUCUUAUGGAUAAUCUAGAGUUGUAAAGAAAUUGUUAAUCAAAGGAGCUUAAAGAAAUAUUGAAGUAAUUUUUAUUGUUUGAUUUAGGAUGAAGACGGAAAGUUACCCAUCAAUUUGACAGAAUCUCUUUAAAUCAAGAAGAUGCUUGAAGACAAAACUGACUUGGCAUUAUUCUAUAAUUUAAAAUAGCCAUAUCAUCCUAUUUAAAGAAACAGAAAAUCCAUUUUUAUUUACUAUUUUGUAAUUUUUACAUCACAAGGCUGUAUUGGCUACAUCUUAUGGGAGAUGUAGGGAAUAUUGCUAUAUAUUUUUAUGGUUUUUCUGACUAUCCUAUUAAUGGCUUCCAUUUUGGCAUAAUGUUGUGAUCCAGGAGUCAUUACUUUACAUCUUUCUGUUAAAGAGGCUAUGGAGUAAUAGAUUGAUCCAAUUAAUAUCUGUCCAGAUUGCUGGGUUAUUAAACCAUAAAGAUCUAAACAUUGCGAAUUUUGUUAAAAAUGUGUCAUUGUUUAUGAUCAUCACUGUCCAUGGAUUAACAAUUGCGUUGGAGCCAAGUAUAUUAUACUUCAUUCUAUCUAGAAAUUUACUCUACUUUUAUAUUUACCUUAUUUCUCUAAUGAUAAUCUAAAUUUAUUCAGCUGGUAUCAUCGUUUUCUGUAAAUUAUUUAUUCAUUAUAGACUUUUUUCAAUCUGAAAGCUUAUCUUUAUAUCACUAUCUAAUUAUGCUAUAUCCUAUUUUAAACAUUUUGAUUUUCAUUACUCCAAUUUUGUAAGACAUCAAACCUAUGUAUUAUAGUUUACUAUGUUUAUACUAGACAAAGAAUCUGUAUUAUGGAAUCACUACUUAUGAAAGAAUUACUGGAUAAAAGAUAAGCAUUAAGUCUAGCUUAUUAGAUCCUUAAGUAUAAAUCACUUAUUCAUUAAAUUAAGGAAAACAUACAAGAUUCAUAAUCUGAAGAAUCUAAAAUAGAACCAUCACUAAAUAAUUGUUUUAAUUAGUGCUUUAGAAAUAAGAAACAAUUUAAAAAAUAUGCAUAAAGUUGA
Molecule: messenger RNA, 1710 nt
Organism: Paramecium sonneborni
Lineage: Eukaryota; Ciliophora; Oligohymenophorea; Peniculida; Parameciidae
Source: the annotation of a GenBank genome assembly